Molecule: messenger RNA, 1434 nt
Organism: Penicillium manginii
Lineage: Eukaryota; Fungi; Ascomycota; Eurotiomycetes; Eurotiales; Aspergillaceae
Exons: 1
Coding region: 1-1434 (477 amino acids)
Source: RefSeq, a predicted model, not a curated record
AUGGAGACCAACAAACUACAACCUGAGGUAAUUCCUCGGAGUAGCGAAGAUGGCCAAUACUCAGAUACUCAAAAAAUCUUCUCGCGAAUUCGUCAUGAUCCAUGGUUCCAAAUUAUAUUGGUCUCCUUCAUAUCUUUCUGCAACCCGGGCAUGUACAAUGCUCUAACGGGCAUGGGAGGCUCAGGCCAAGUUGACAGCACGGUCUCAGCCAAUGCAAACGUUGCUACGCAUGCUUGCACGGCUGGGGCUGCUCUCUUUGUUGUUGGAACAUUCUACAAAUACAUGGGCCCUCGAAUCUCACUCCUUGUCGGCGGCUGGACCUACGCAUUGUACGCUGGCGCGUUGCUUAAUUCCGAUCGCGUGUCCAACGGGGGCUCAUUCGUGAUAGCGUCCGGCGCUUUGCUGGGUCUGGGAGCUGCAUUCUUUUGGGUCGCUCAGGGUACCAUUAUGGUAACCUAUACGAAUGAGGAGACUCGUGGCAGGGCUAUCGGUAUCUUUUGGGUGAUUUUCAAUCUCGGUGCAACGAUCGGCUCCCUGGCUAGUUUUGGUUUGAAUUACCACUCGAAAUCUGGAACUGUCACCGAUUCAACGUAUAUCGCUUAUAUCGUCAUUAUGCUUUUUGGCUGGGCUUGCUCGAGUCUUGUAUGCUCGACAGAGGAUUUGUCGGAGAAGUAUAAGGGUGUUCGAAUUGCCGAAAAUUCCACGCAUUUCAAUUGGACCACUCUGAGACCGACGAUUUUCCAAACGUUCCGCAUUAUUCUCGACUGGAGGAACAUAUGUCUAUACCCGAUGUUCUUCAACGCCAACGUCUUUUAUUCGUAUCAACAGAAUGAUGUGAAUGGUUUGAAUUUUAAUAUCCGAACGCGUUCCCUCAAUAGUGCUCUGUACUGGGUUGCACAAAUGACCGGCGGCCUUUUGAUGGGCUUUCUGCUUGACUUGCACAAUCUCAAUCGCCGCACGAGAGCCAAAAUGGGAUGGGGAAUAUUAUUUGUGACUGGGAUGGCUAUUUGGGGCGGUGGAUAUAAAUUUCAAGUUUGGGAUGAUCGUCGUCUUGCUGGCGGAUUGAAGCAGGAUAUCGAUUAUAAAGAUGGCAGGAAAUUCCUCGGCCCCAUGUUUCUAUAUUUCUUUUAUGGAGCUUAUGACUCGUUUUGGCAGUCUUUCUGCUAUUGGAUUAUGGGGGCCCAGUCCAACGAUCCGGCGGUGACUGCUGUCAUCGUGGGAGCGUACUCUGCUUUGAAGCCUGCAGGUGGUGCGAUGGCAUGGCGAAUAAACGCCGAAGGUACAAGCCCUAUGGUCCAGUUCGCCAUGAAUUGGGGAUUGAGCAUUGGAAGUUUGUUGGUAGCCAUACCGACGGUGAUAAGCCUCAGCAAAGAGUCCAUCAGUAUACCAGAGCCGGCUCAAGUCGCUAAGGAGGAAGGGGAAAACGAUGUAUAA